Insectozyma verbasci is the source of this 897-nucleotide messenger RNA. NCBI's taxonomy places the organism in Eukaryota, Fungi, Ascomycota, Pichiomycetes, Serinales, Debaryomycetaceae. The record is from the annotation of a GenBank genome assembly.
AUGGAUUUAGUUAAUCAUUUACCUGACAGAUUAUUAUUUGCGGUUCCUAAAAAAGGAAGAUUAUAUGAAAAAUGUUGUAAUUUAUUAUCAGGAGCUGAUAUUCAAUUUAGAAGAUCAAAUAGAUUAGAUAUUGCCCUUUCUACAAAUUUACCAAUUGCGUUAAUUUUUUUACCAGCUGCUGAUAUACCUGUUUUUGUUGGUGAAGGUAAUUGUGAUUUAGGAAUUACGGGAUUAGAUCAAAUUAAAGAAGCAGAUCAAUUUAAUAAUAUUGAAUCAUUAUUAGAUUUAAAAUUUGGUUCAUGUAAAUUACAAAUUCAAGUACCUGCAACUGGAGAAAUUAAUGAAAGUAAACAAUUGAUAGGUAAAAAAAUUGUAUCUAGUUUUACUAAAUUAUCAACUGAUUAUUUUAAAGAAUUAGGUGAUUCUAAUCCUAAUAUUAGAUAUGUUGGAGGAUCAGUUGAAGCUUCUUGUGCUUUAGGAGUUGCUGAUGCUAUUGUCGAUUUAGUUGAAAGUGGAGAGACUAUGAAAGCAGCAGGUUUAAAAGCUAUAGAUACAAUUUUAGAAACUUCAGCACAUUUAAUAUCUUCAAAAACACCAAAAUUCCCAGAUUUAGUUAAAACUAUAAGACAAAGAAUUGAAGGGGUAUUAGCGGCACAAGAAUAUGUAUUAUGUAAUUAUAAUGCACCAAAAUCAAUUUUAUCAAAUUGUUUAAAUAUUACACCUGGUAGACGUGCAGCUACAGUUUCAACAUUAGAUAAACAUUCACCAGAAGAGGAAGAUUGGGUAGCUAUUUCAUCCAUGGUUAAACGUAAAGAAAUUGGAAAUGUAAUGGAUGAAUUAAAGAAACAAGGAGCAAGUGAUAUAUUAGUAUUAGAAAUAUCAAAUUGUAGAGUGUAA